CGCAAUUAGGAUAUGUUUUUAUUUUAUUUCUUUUUUCUGCAGUGGAAACUGCAGAAUUCUAAAUUCGCAGCUGAGAAAUCCCUAAAAAGGGGUUUAUAGCAGAGAGCGUAAUCAGAAUCCAAAUUCCGAUUCCGAAAGCAGCCACCAACGACCACCGAACCAGUGUCGGUACUCUCUCACUUCCCUUUCCUCGUUGCAGAGAAGCAUCAUCGGGGGUUGAACCCUUGUUUGUAUCCGUGGUGAUUGUGCCGUGGCAUUAUCCGUACUAUGAAGAGGACUAUGCCAUGGAGUGAUGAUGACGAGUCAUCAUCUUCACAUUCAGACUCUGAACAUGAUAGUGAAGCUGGAGCGGAAAACUCCAAAGGUAAAUCUAGGAAGCAGAAAAGUGGUGUAAUUGACUUUGAGGCUCUGAGGAGACAUGGGUAUAGAGGUGGACCUUCGGUCCUAAAAGUACCAGCACCCAGAGAAGGGGAUGAGUCGAAGCAAGAUUGGUCGUGGUCCAGUGGAAAAGAAAAGCGUGCAGAGAAGGAGAUUGAAGAAUCAUAUGAAGAACGACAAAAAACAAGGGAGGCUAUUUCCCAAGGAGAGCAGCUGCCAGCUGCCCUGACUAGGAAUGACAAGAAGAAUCUUUCUUUCUCUCAGAAAGAAAAGAGGAAGAGAGAGUUGGGUCAAGCUAGCAGGGGCAAAAAUUAUGUUGAAGAAGAGAAGAGGCUGUUGAGAGAGAAUGGUAUCUAUUCUGGUUUUGAUGCUUGAUUUUCCACAGAACAAUACCCUUCAUAUUGUUGUACAAAGAUACUCUCAUUUUCUUAUACUCAAGGACUUGGUUGCAACUUGUAGUCAGUGGUUUAAAACUUGACAGAAAUUAUUAGGGGUUGAUCAUACCCUUUUAUGAUGUGGCAAAAAUAUUAAAAAAAACUCGUAUUGUAGGAAUUGUUUCUGAUGGUUAA
Messenger RNA from Vigna unguiculata (cowpea), 947 nucleotides. RefSeq lists its product as uncharacterized. The record is from RefSeq and is a predicted model, not a curated record. Lineage: Eukaryota; Viridiplantae; Streptophyta; Magnoliopsida; Fabales; Fabaceae.